Molecule: messenger RNA, 3115 nt
Organism: Lemur catta (Ring-tailed lemur)
Lineage: Eukaryota; Metazoa; Chordata; Mammalia; Primates; Lemuridae
Gene: PTCHD3
Product: patched domain containing 3
Cellular component (GO): membrane
Source: RefSeq, a predicted model, not a curated record
AACAGACUUCCUUGGAAUCUCCAGGAAACCGUUGGGUGCGUGGCGAUUGGCAGCUCCGGCCAGCAGUUACUUUUCCUCCCACUGGCCCCAGUGAGAAGGUCGCCUGUGCUUCCCGGAAAUGAGGCUCAGUGGCUCCCAAGUGGGGCCGGACCCCGAGCCGAGUCGGAGGCGCUGGACACCGCAAGCCCCGCGUCCCGGGAGCCAUCGGCUCAGGGACAGGAAUGGCCAGAGAGCUCGCCUUCGGGGCAGGCCUCGGAGCAACGACCAUCGAUCGAGCUGGACAACCAGCCGACGCUGCAGGAUGAGCCGUCGCGGGAGUCGGGGACGAGAGACCUGUCCCUGGGGGAGCCGGAAAUCCAGACGCCCUGGGCCGCGGGCCGGUGCUACUGCACCGCCUGCCUGGAGGCGCCACUGUCCCGCACCUUCUGGCGGCUGGGCUGGGCGGUGGGCGAGCACCCCUGGCUCUUCCUGCUGGUGCCCGUGCUGCUGACGGUGGCGCUCGGCAGCGGCCUGCUCUACCUGCCCGACGAAAAGGAAGACCUGGAGGAGCAGUACACCCCGAUCAGGGGCCCCGCCAAGGCCGAGCGGCGCUCCGUGCAGGCUCACUUCACCACCAACGACUCCUACCACUUCUCCGCCGCCAGGAGGAGCGCCGAGGCCAGUUUCGCCUCCAUCCUGGUGGUCGGCAUGGCCCACUCGCUGCUGGAGGAAGACACCUUUACGGAAGUGGGUAGACUGGACGACGCGGUGCAGUCUCUGUCUGUGGGACAGGUUAACGGCACCCAGAUCCCGUACACGCAGGUGUGCGCCAAGUACAAGGACCUCUGCGUGCCCCCCAACCUGCUCCUGUACACCUGGCAGAAGAACAGGAGGCUCGACCUGAGAAACGUAACCUUCCCCAUCUUCCACCACGAAGGCCACCCCAUCUACCUGACCGGCUUCUUCGGAGGAAACACCCUGGGGAAGAGGAUGGGAAGGAACCGGUUGCUCCUGGGGACCAAAGCCCUGCGGCUGCUGUACUACCUGAAGACCGAGCGACUGCAGGACAAGCUGCAGAGCAAGCAAUGGCUGACUCAUUUCCUGAACCAAUUCAACAACACUAAGAACCGUCUGAACUUAAAGAAAAUCAAGGUGGUCCACUUUACAUCACUUUCUAGACAGCUGGAAUUUGCGGCAACUUCUAAGACAGUGAUCCCUUUGUUUCACUCGGCAUACAUUCUAAUCGUACUGUUUUCAAUCGCAUCAUGCUACAGGUUGGACUGUGUACGAAACAAAAUGUGGGUUGCAGUCUUUGGAGUGAUUUCUGCUUUCUUGGCAGUGGUGAGUGGCUUUGACCUGCUGUUGCACAUCGGGGUGCCAUUUGUGAUCACAGUUGCAAAUUCGCCAUUUCUUAUUCUAGGUGUUGGAGUCGAUGACAUGUUUAUCAUGAUUUCUGCCUGGCAGAAGACCAGCCUCGUGGAAAGCAUAGGACGGCGGAUGUCCAACGUCUAUUCAAAGGUGGCAGUGUCCAUUACAAUCACCUCCGUCACCAACAUCCUGGCCUUCUAUACAGGGGUUAUGAGCUCUUUCAGGUCCAUACAAUACUUUUGCAUCUAUACAGGAACAACCCUGUUCUUUUGUUAUAUUUAUAACAUCACUUGUUUUGGAGCAUUUAUGGCCCUGGAUGGUAAAAGAGAAGUAGUCUGCCUACGCUGGUUGAAAAAGCCAGAGACUCCUGACCAAAGAGGUUCCUUAUUAAAAAAGUUCUGUUUCCCAUUUGGUUCUGUUGUAGAUGAACAGGGAACUGAUGUCCAUCCAAUGAAUAUAUUCUUUAGAGACUAUUUUGGUCCUUUUCUCACAAAUACUCGGUCCAAGUUUUUUGUGGUGAUGAUAUACAUUUUGUACCUUGUCAGUAGUAUAUACGGGUGUUUCCGAGUGCAGGAAGGCAUAGACCUUCGAAAUCUGGCAAGUGACGAUUCCUACAUUACACCAUAUUUUAAUACAAAGGAAAAGUAUUUUUCAGACUAUGGUCCCAGGGUUAUGGUUGUCAAUACUAAAAGUAUUGACUACUGGGAUGAAGAAGUUAGGCAAAAAUUGGAAAAAUGUAUAAAAGAUUUUGAAAAAAAUGACUAUGUAGAUGCACAUCUUACGGAGUUUUGGUUACAAGCGUAUGUGCAAUAUAUGAAACGUAGCGGACAAGAUCCUAAUGAUAAGAAUGCUUUUAUGAACAGUAUUUCUGGUUUUGAAAACUAUUUUCCAGCUUUUAUUCAUAAUAUUAAUAUUUCAUCAUCAAAUGAAAUCAUUUCUUCCCGGGGCUUCAUUCAGACUGUGCAUGUUUCUUCCUCAAUCAUUAAGAAGACAAUGUUAUUCCAAUUACGAAGCAUAGCCAAAAAGUGUGAAAUUCCCCUACUAGUGUAUAACCCGGCAUUCAUAUAUUUUGAUCAGUUUGCCGCAGUAUUAGAAAAUACUGUUCGAAAUGUCAUUGUUGCAUCAGCAGUUAUGUUCAUUGUUGCCUUAUUGUUAAUUCCUCAUCCAUUGUGUUCCUUGUGGGUAACUCUUGCUAUUGCUUCUGUGAUUGUGGGAGUAACGGGUUUCAUGGCAUUCUGGAAUGUCAAUCUUGAUUCCAUAUCCAUGAUUAAUCUCGUCAUUUGUAUAGGGUUUUCUUUUGAUUUUUCUGCACACAUUUCCUAUGCAUUUGUUUCCAGUUCUCAGCCCUCAGUAAACGGAAAAUCAAUUGAGGCAUUAUAUGAGCUGGGCUACCCUAUGUUACAGAGUGCAGUUUCAACAAUAAUAGGGGUGUGUGUUUUAUCUGCAGCCAAAGCAUACAUCUUCAGGACAUUUUUUAAGAUUAUGUUUCUUGUUAUGCUAUUUGGGGCUGCUCAUGGCCUAAUUUUUAUUCCAGUAUUCUUAACCCUUCUUUGAAGGUUUGUUUGACUAUCCACUAACAAAUCAAAGAUUAAUUAUAGAAUUCCUGAUUGCCCCAAUCCAAUCUGAUAAAAAAAAAUGCACUAUUAAGAAUAGUCAACAAACUUAAAACAAAGGCAUGUUUCCUUGACUUGGAAAUCUCAUUUUAAAAUGUUAUUUAAAGUAUCCUGAGAAAAAUUAGUCUUAUAUUAAAACAUCUUUACAAAAUUGG